GGUAAAUGUAGCCUUACCCACAUCAACCUGGACCCCAUACACACAUGCUAAAGCUGUUGGAUUGGGUUUUGGAAAACAGUGUUCCCAGGUCACCUGUGGAGGUCGAGCAUGGCUCAAGGAUUUAACACUUGUUUUCGGAACCUUCCGCCAUUGUCAUCGGAUUCAAGGACUUUGAAUGUGCCUUUGGAUUCUGAAGAUAGUUUGGCGCACCACCUUGAAAGCCUCAUUGAACAUAAUGACCUUUCCAACACCGUGGUUUCACCGGAAAACAUUUCCUCAGACUUGAACUUGAGUUCAAACUUUUUCUCAAAUUCCAAUACUAGUUCUGAUUUUGUACAACAGAAAUACUAUGAUGACGUCGUUUGGCAAGAUGAGGGUCAACCAGUACAUCAUGAAGGUCAGUUUAAUCAUACAAGCAACAGCCUCUUUGCCUCAGCUAGAGCAGCCAGUUCAAGUAAUUGCCUCUCAACUUCAGGUGCAGACCUAAACCCCCCUGAUCUUAAACAAGAAUGUGACUUAUUGAACCCUUCCAUUCCAGAGGACUACUCAGAUGUUAGUAGCUGCUCAGAGUCCAAUGUUGACAGGAAAGGGCCUUUUUGUGAAAUGUUAAAACAUGGUUCAAAUGAUUCUCCACUGGUUGCAGAUGACGAGAAGGAAAAUGAAUGUGCAUGGAAGAGCCCAAAGACCAACACAGGUUCCCCAGAAAGCAUGUCUACAACAGAGAGUGAGGUAGAGGAAGAUCAAGAUGAACCACCAGAGAAGGAAAAGGAGACAUUCAUGAUGCAAGAGAAUAAAUACUCAGAGACCUCCGGUGCUCCAGAAAGCCUAUCUGUUUCAGAGGACGAGGGAGAAAAGGAUCAUCUGGAUGGAGAAGCACAUGAGAAAGAUGAGACUUGCAUGGAGCAAGAUGAUCAACACACAGACACUCCCUCAGGUGGUGAAAAAAGUUUGACUGCCUCAGUGAAUGAGAGAAAAGAGGAACUGGAUGAUGAAGCACAGAAUGCGGAAGAGGGAUGCAUGGAGGAAGAGGAUCGGUACUCAAAUGUCAGUAACCUAGAGGGCCAAAAUGAAGGAACCAUCAUUAGUGAGAGCUUUAAAGAGGAAGAGCAUUCAUUAUCCCAAGGAACUGUGGACUCGCAGGGUAUCGAUGCAUCCAAUGCUCAAGAUUCUGCUCACAAGCUGAAUGAUAAUACCUGUGCCUUUGAAUAUCAGGAUUCAGUUAAGGAUAAUGACUCUUUAAAUGUUGCUGGUCAAGAAAAUGGCAAAAGUUCCUCUGUCAUUUGUGGAUUAGGCCUAGGGGGUAGCAAUCAAACGUUUGAGUCUUGUUUGGAAUUCCCUGAAAAUCAAUCGCUGAAAACUAGAUUUCAGGAGAUUGUUGGUAGUGGCACUCAAACUACAAACUCAACCUAUGAAGAAAGUGCAAGUGAUUCCCUUCGUGGAAGUGAAGGGAAAGAGGAUCACAGUAGCUUUGAUUUUUUGGAGCGUUGUUUAGGUCUGAACAACUUUGGAAUUGAACAGAAGUCCUGUAUUGAAAAUGAGUGGCUAAGACCUAUCGAUGAGUCAAAUGUAUCGUCUUGUUUGGAAGAGGACCAGGCAUCCCAACAGAACCUAAUGCGCCAAAUCGAGCCACCAGACCUUGUGAGAGCUGGUCUUGAAAACACAAGAAAGACAUUUCAUAAAGUAUUCACAGCAGAUGAUGAGCAAGAACCCCCAGUGCUAAGUGAAUGCUAUGGUGAACCAUUGUCAAGAGAAGAUUGUAUGGGUGACACCGAGGGUAAUCAGGAAAGGGGGGAGACCGGGUCUAUUGAUUCAACUGAGUUGAACCAGGAGGGAGGAGAUUCAACUAUUGAUAACAUUGAAGACGAGAGGGAUUUUGAGGACCAAGCAACUCAGUUGAAAUCCUCGCUGUAUAUGAGGAAAUGCAUGCACCCUAUUGUACUGCUCAGGAACUCUGAACUAAAAAAUGACACAGGUGGGGCUUAUCAGUGUGCAGCAUGCCAACAGGCUACACAAAGUAUAGACCAUCUAAUUGAGCACCACCAUUGUAACCACUCUGAGAACAAAUUACAUUUCUGUCAGACCUGUGGUACUUACAUGACAUGUGAUUCACUAGCCAAGAAACAUCAGUGUGGUAUUAUUGAUGAAAAUGCACAACUCUCUUCUAAUAUGAAACCCCAGAAGAGAAAAUCAACCGGGCAUGCUUUUCACAAAUGUAGAUACUGCACACAUACAUUUUACAGACUCUGUGAUUACAACAAGCAUGUGCAGAGGCACUCGGGUAGAACUGAACAUAAGUGUCAUAGGUGUGGCUGUAACUUUUCACAAUGUCGUAGUCUGAACAGACAUUUACGUGAAAAGAAAUGCCAGCGUCGAAGUUCACAAGUUCCUGUUAAACAGAUUCAAACAACCCCACGUAUCAGCAUUUACAAAAAGGGAACUGUACAUCCAUAUGUCCUCCCACCAAACAGCCCCUAUGCCAAUCUUCCAGAUUGUUUUGUGAAACUGGUGGACAUUUGCAAGGAGCAUGUUUGUCGUCUUUGUGGGAAAAGCUUUGCAAGCAGUGCAAAACUCUACAAGCAUGGAUACAAUGUACAUCAUACAAAAACCAGGUCAUAUAAGGUUCGGCCUAAGUGUCAGAACACAUACAGAUCAUAUAAGUGUCAGAAAUGCCUGAUGACAUUCAAUUAUUCAAGCAAUUUUAGCAGGCACAAGAAAAGAUGCAAAGGAGCUGAAAUGAAUGAGAAAUUCAAGUGCCCUCUUUGCCCACGCCUUUUCAAAUAUUCCUACAACCGGUCCCACCAUUUGCGUGAGCAGUGCAUUAAAGACUUUACACAGGGAAUCUCAGGGAAAGUUGACAUGAAAUUUCAAUGCCCCUUCUGCACCACCACCUUUACUAAUGCUUCUAACCGACAUAGACACAUACGACUGGUGUGCCUCAAGGAAUAUAUACACAAUGAGACUUCAAGGACCAAAGCUGAACGCCAGGAAAACAUGGCCCAGAAAGAAACACAAAAGCCGCCACUGAAAACAGCACUGAAUCAAAAUGAGCCGGGUCUCAAAUGCAACUACUGUCCGGCCAUUUUUGCUCAUUCUUCUGGAAAGUACAGACACAUGAGGAAACAUAAGUUGUUUGAAAACACUGGAAAAAAGAUCAAGUUCGGGUAUACAAACAUAAUUCCAAUUUCUAACAAGUCCAAGGCUAGUAUUGAGGAGCCCAAAGACGGUCCACUCUCCAGUGAAGCCAGCAGCCAGCCCUUUUCCUGUAUCUUCUGUGGAAAAUGGUUCAAUACUUCAUAUUCCCUGAAGAAACACAUCUGUAGUAUGCACAUGGGUGACAAACCAUAUCGCUGCCUGGAAUGUGGAAAACGUUUUGGGAAAGAAAUCCAUCUUGUUGCUCACAAAAAAGUGCACCAGCGAAGGAUACAGUGUACUGUUUGCAAGAAGAUACUUCCUACCAUUGGGGACUUGAUUCAACACAGGCAAUCUCACAUCAAAAAGGGCAUGCUUCAGUGUCCAGACUGCCCAUCGCAGUUCCAGUACCCAGUGUAUCUUCUUCGACAUAUGGCAUCACAUCACAAACUUCAGCAAGAGCAGCCACUCAAAGAGAAAAAACAGAGGCACCCCUCAAAACUUGAGCCGCUUGGGUCCUUGCCACCAGUCAAAGAGCAGGAAGAGGGAGAAAAGUUGGGGUGCCCCAUAUGCCCAGAGGUCUUUCACAGUGGCACAGAACUGAGUAGUCACUGCCUAAACCAUGCAUCGGAGUCCUCUUCAAGUCAGUGUCCGUUUUGUAAACGCCUCUUCUCUUCCCGCACAUCUUUGGUGCGUCAUAUACGCAUUCAUACAGGAGAGAAACCAUUUUCUUGUCAGAGUUGUGGAGAAUCUUUUAGUCGAAAAGAAUAUCUCCAGUUGCACCAAGAAAAGUGUCCAGGUCCACAAAGCAAACAAGAACUGCCCACUAUCAAAGAAAGUGAAGAUGUCUCAUCGAAAUCUUUGGUGACAAGAACAAGGAAAGUAUACAAAUGUUCAUACUGUCCUCGGGAAUUUGAAAAAUUGCCCCGUUUAUUACUGCACCACAAUGGCCACAUGCAAAAUACAGUAACCCCCUGUCCAAAAUGUGGUAAAUGUUACAGACAAAGGCGCAAGUUACAUGAAAGACUUUGCAAUGGCUCAAACAUAAAAUCUAUAGAGCCAGUGAGCACUGUCUGGCAUCCUUGUAGGAAUUGUGGGAGGAAGUUUUCAAGAGAUUAUAAUCGAGAUGUCCAUGAGAGGAUUUGCAACGCUGUAAAGCCCUUGCAAAAAAACACCAGCAAUUCUGGCAACUCAAACAUGCAUCCUUGCAGGAAUUGUGGAAAGUACUUUACAAGGAGUGAUAAUCGGAAUUUCCAUGAGAAGACUUGCAACUCUGCCAAGCCCUUGCAAAAAAACACCAUAGAAAUUAGGACCAGUAGCAGGGACAAGUUGCAGCACAAAUGCCCCCACUGUCCAAGCAAGUUCAAGUACAGAAGUUUUCUCCUGAGACAUAUUGGGUCACACACUGGAGAAAAAUCAUAUCCAUGCAUGCACUGUGGUCACAGCUAUGGAAUCCAAUCACGAUGCUUACAGCAUGAAGCUUUCUGUGAUGGUGUUAAUAGACAAAAGCCACCAAGCGCCAGCCUUAGUGAAUAUAAGUGCAAUAUCUGCACAAAAAUCUUCAUGAAAUCCCGAAACUUAAGGCGGCACAUCCUAACGCACACAGAGGUAAAGCCAUAUCGCUGUAAAGCCUGUGACAGCUGUUUCUCCAGACAUGAUCAUCUAAAACUGCACCAGAGUCGCUGCAAAGGGAAAAGACGACGUUUAGAGGUUCGCAUUGCCAAAGUUAGUCUUGCAGAUGUUGGAAGGGGCUGGCAAAAUAACCUGAACAUUACCGAUUCAGGAAAGCAACAAGGGUUUGACUGCAACAUAUGUUCAAAGAUCUUCCCCUCUCACAGCAUUAUGUCCCGACAUAUUGCCAUGUCGCAUGCUAUAAGAACCGUCAGUUCAUUUACUCACGAAAAAUCACUGAAGAGACACAUUGGUGCAUGUCAAAGAUUUUACGCAAAAACAAAGCUUUCAGAAAAGCUAAAUGUUACAAGCCCACCAUCUAGAGAGACAAACAGACUUCUACAGAGGAUCCAGCUGCAAUAUAAAGACAAACGCAAAUUCAAAUGUACCUUUUGCCUCGCCUUUUCAAAAGUGGUGAGCAAUUGA
Oncorhynchus masou masou (cherry salmon) is the source of this 5226-nucleotide messenger RNA. RefSeq names its product zinc finger protein 91-like. Lineage: Eukaryota; Metazoa; Chordata; Actinopteri; Salmoniformes; Salmonidae. The record is from RefSeq and is a predicted model, not a curated record. Gene Ontology annotation, molecular function: DNA-binding transcription factor activity, RNA polymerase II-specific; RNA polymerase II transcription regulatory region sequence-specific DNA binding. Bases 109 to 5226 code for a protein of 1705 amino acids. Gene Ontology annotation, biological process: regulation of transcription by RNA polymerase II. Gene Ontology annotation, cellular component: nucleus. The transcript is spliced from 2 exons.